Penicillium odoratum is the source of this 630-nucleotide messenger RNA. It is a transcript of the gene fmn1, whose product is annotated as riboflavin kinase. Lineage: Eukaryota; Fungi; Ascomycota; Eurotiomycetes; Eurotiales; Aspergillaceae. Gene Ontology annotation, cellular component: mitochondrion. Gene Ontology annotation, molecular function: riboflavin kinase activity. The record is from RefSeq and is a predicted model, not a curated record. The coding region runs from base 1 to 630 and encodes 209 amino acids. Gene Ontology annotation, biological process: riboflavin biosynthetic process; FMN biosynthetic process. The transcript has 3 exons.
AUGCGACCCGACAAGCCCCGCGACCCUGUUGCUGGCCCCGAUGCUGGUCCAGAAGCCCCGUACCCCAUUCGAUUGUCUGGUCCAGUGAUUAAGGGCUUUGGCCGAGGGAGCAAAGAUUUAGGAAUCCCGACAGCCAACAUUCCCGCCGACGACUUAUCCAAGGACCACCCAGAUCUGACAACAGGCGUCUACUACGGAGUGGUAGCACUCGACCCCAAGGACUUUGCGCAUGAGAAUGGCUUAACGGGAGAUACCGAGAAAGCCAGCGAGCCAAUUAUCCAGCCGGCAGUUCUGAGCAUUGGGUAUAAUCCCUACUAUAAGAACACCGUGCGGUCGGUGGAAAUUCAUAUUAUGCCUCCUCUCACUCAGCCAUCCCCAACCGCUAUCCCGCAGCCGAAAUUCAACCGCCUUCCUGAUUUCUACAAUACGCACCUCAACCUCCUCAUUCUGGGAUAUAUUCGUCCGGAGUAUGACUAUGUCUCUGUGGAUGCACUGAUUGAGGAUAUUCGUGUAGACUGCGAAGUUGCGCGACAAAGCCUGUUGCGGGACGCGUACAAGCGAUAUCUCGUUGAUGACGGACGCGUCCCGGAGAAGGUCGCCGAAGAUCGGAAGUGGUUGUCAAGCUUCUAA